AUGAAGAAGAAGAACAUCAACAACAGCAGUGGCUUGAUGGCGGGCAGACGGUGGAGCAAACGUGAAAAGAAGAUGCUGCGAACCGGUGCAGCAUUGUUCACGAUCCUCCUCAUUCUUGCUAGCUUCAUCAUUUGCUCGUCGCUGCACCGACGACAUGGAGCUGCACCGAAGCAGCCCAAAAUAGUCCGGCCGGCGGAGUGCACAUUCGGCGGGAGAUCGGAUUUCUGCGACAUAGAAGGCGAUCUCCGAAUAGACCCCGAUACCGCAACUAUUUACCAAGUCGUCCAGUCGGAGACGUACGCAAUGCUCGCAGCGGGAAACAAGAUCAGGUCACCGCCGAUCACCAUAAAGCCGUACCCGCGAAACGGCGACGACGUUGCCAUGGGACAGAUAAGAGAGUGGUCGGUGAAAAUGGUGCCUGAAAACCACCAGAACUUGCCGCGAUGUUCCGGCGGUGAUCAAAUUCACGAUGCUCCGGGAGUUCUAUUUUCCGCCGGAGCCUAUUUUGGGAACUAUUUCCACGCAUUCACCGAUGUUUUGGUCGCGCUUUUUGUCACUGCACAUCCGUUCAACCGAGAAGUCGUGCUUCUCGUCACCGACGGGAAACCAGUGCACGUCGACAAAUUUAUGACUCUGUUUAACGGACUGUCCAGGUAUCCGACGAUCGACAUCGACAAGGGACAACCGGCCGGAAAACCCCGAUGCUUCUCGAGACUCACGAUCGGCCUCAAAGGCCGCGACGGCAAAGAACUCAGCAUCAACUCGGAGCAAUCCGAAUACACGAUGGCCGACUUCAAGCGGUUCCUAAGAAGCGCAUACUCUCUCAAAAGGACAACCGCGGUAAAGCUACAAACCGGAGACAACACUCUUAUCCCCCGACUCCUAAUAAUAUCUCGCGAGAAGACUCGAAUCGUCACGAACGUGGAAGAGAUCGAGAAUCUCGCCCGAGAACUCGGGUACCGAGUUACCGUCGGGGAGCUCGACGACGACGUUUCGAAAACGGCGGAGUUCACGAACGGUUUCGACGUGAUGAUGGGAGUCCACGGCGCCGGGCUCACCAACAUGGUUUUUCUUCCCGAGGAUGCGGUGGUGAUUCAGGUGGUUCCGUUCGCCGCGGACUGGGUUUCCGGCGCGUAUUUCGGGGAGCCGGCGGAGAAGAUGGGCGUGAGGUAUUUGGAGUAUAAGAUCGAGAGGGAAGAGAGCAGUUUGAUGAGGCAGUACCCGCCGGACGACGUCGUUUUCACCGACCCGGCGUCGUUUCGGUGGGAGGAGUUCAGCCCGAUUUACUUGCAGAACCAGAACGUGACGAUCGAUGUUACGAGAUUCAAGCCGUUGUUGGUGAAGGGUUUGGAGCUUUUGCAUGAGUGA
Molecule: messenger RNA, 1368 nt
Organism: Linum trigynum
Lineage: Eukaryota; Viridiplantae; Streptophyta; Magnoliopsida; Malpighiales; Linaceae
Source: the annotation of a GenBank genome assembly